GAGCCAGGAAGAGGCGGCUCUGGUGUGGGCUGAGGACUCCGGUGUACGCUCCUCACACAUACGGGCCUGAGGAAGGGAGGGGAUUGGUGACGUUCUUCCGUUCUACGCCCGUCCGCAGCCCCUCCCUGUUUGUGCAGCUGUGUCCGGGGCAGAGCCCCUCAGCUGACAUUAGGGACAGGAGGAGGUGUCGGGUUAGGAGACAAUAAGAACACCAGCAAGGUCUACCAACAGCAGUCCUCAAAAACUGUCUGAAUGGGCAGCAAUAAACUGCCCUGUUGUCACUUCAGUGCGCUGACUGUACUACGUCUAUCUUAUUUAAUUGCUGUUAGUAGUGAGAUGCAUGGGAAAAUCACUGUGAUGUGACAAAAUCUGCUAAGGUCAUACAAUGCUGCCGAUUUGUUGAAGUACUCGGAUGCUAAUUAAUAGGACUAGACUUGAAAGCUUUUCAGUUCAUCAUGGAUCAAGCCUUGAUGGAUAACCCUGUUACCUUGGUGAUCAAAGCUCCCAAUCAGAAAUAUGAUGACCAAACCAUUAACUGCUUCUUAGACUGGACAGUGGAAAAACUAAAGACACAUCUCUCAAGGGUUUAUCCCAGCAAACCGUUAACCAAGGAUCAGCGACUUGUAUAUUCUGGUAAACUCCUCCUUGAUCACCUGCAAUUGAAAGAUGUUCUCAGGAAACAAGAUGAAUAUCACAUGGUUCAUUUAGUAUGUGCCUCCAGGACGCCUCCUAACUCCCCUAAACCAAGCACCAGCAGAGAAAAUGCUAGAGCUGCAAGCACCAGCAGUAAAUCAGGCUCAGAGCACUCAGGAUCCGCUUCCCCUGUAUCUACAAGUCAGGAUAUGCCGUCCACAUCAUCGAACCAUAGAAACGAGGAGAGCCUGAGGCACCGCCAUGCCUCUCACACAUCCACCAAUACCAUGCAUGACUAUUUUUCAUACAACAGACAGCAACAUGUUGGGAAUCCUAUUCCUGGACAAGGAGCUCCAGCAGUAUUUCCAGCAUAUUCAGUCUUCAGUCCUUUGCAAAUGAUGUGGUGGCAGCAGAUGUAUGCUCGACAGUACUACAUGCAAUAUCAAGCUGUGGCUUCCAACCAAGGACCUGCUGCCACUCCCAUUAUCCAUUCAGAUCGACCUCCUACAAACCCUCCAAGAGCAGCUCCAAACAUUGCUCCAGAGGUGAACCAAAAUGUCCAAAUGAAUGUUCAAGGUGGCGCUGUAAUGAAUGAAGAAGAGAUUAACCGCGAUUGGCUUGAUUGGAUUUACACUGUGUCCCGAGCAGCUAUUCUUCUUAGCAUAGUUUACUUCUAUUCAUCAUUCAGUCGCUUUGUUAUGGUCAUGGGGGCUAUGAUACUUGUUUACAUGCACCAAGCUGGAUGGUUUCCUUUUAGACAAGAAGAAGGCCAGCCACAAGUAAGAGACAAUGCAGCAGAUGUGAAUCAAGAUAGAGUGAACAACAAUGAGCUUUUGGAAAUGGAGCGUCGUAUGGAUGAAGGAGUUCAGGAGGAAGGAGCAGAUGAUGUGGCAGAAGAGGCUGCUGCUGCUGCAGCUCCUCGUCCAGGAAUUGUGGCAUCAGCUUGGUCAUUUAUAACCACGUUUUUCACCUCUCUUAUACCUGAGGGACCCCCACAAGUAAACUAGACCUGAGACUGCUAACUGCAGGUUCUUGCAGGAAACCAAUAUUUCAAAAUACACUUGUGCAAUCUCAAUUUAUGUCCUAUUUUUGAAUUUUUUAAAGCAGUAUCUAUUGCUUGACUCCCUCAGUAUUAAUAUUUUAAGCACAAACAUACAUUUUUCUUUACUCAUUUUUUGUAGUCCUCUUCUCUUUGUCAAAGAGAAAUAAAGGUACAUGUCUUCCAUUUAGUUUUGAAUGAACAGAAAGUUUCUGGAAUGAUACUACUAGGUGGUGAUUUUUUUUUUUCUAUUGAAGCUUAACCAUCCUAAAUCUUAAUACAUUUCUUUUGAAUAUUGUUUCUAUGAAUGAAGAAAACAAGUACACAUUUAGUAUAAUGCAUUGAAAGUUGUGGUGCAUGCAAAGGCAAAAGAGAGCCAUGCAAAGUAAGCUUUGGAUGAUAUGAUCAUUCUGAACUUGUAUGUAGAAAUCAAUAACUCCCCACAUGGUUUGACAGCUAUAUAGAUACAGUCAUUUUAUUUCCGUUUUUAGAAGAUGGUAGAAAACUGGAAAGGCAAUUUACUUAUUACCACUUCUUAUUCAAGUGAAUAUUUAGUUUUUUUACUCCUUUUUUUUUUUUUCCAUAAUGACAUUUCUUUUGAAAGAUUUUGAAUGUGUCCUUGCCUGUGUGCAUGGGUAUUACAUUCUAGUUAUCGUGAUAAAUCUAAUAAAUCACAAGGUCUAUAAUCUAAA
Rana temporaria (common frog) is the source of this 2364-nucleotide messenger RNA. RefSeq names its product HERPUD family member 2 (gene HERPUD2). Bases 456 to 1640 code for a protein of 394 amino acids. NCBI's taxonomy places the organism in Eukaryota, Metazoa, Chordata, Amphibia, Anura, Ranidae. Gene Ontology annotation, molecular function: protein binding. Gene Ontology annotation, biological process: endoplasmic reticulum unfolded protein response. The transcript is spliced from 9 exons. The record is from RefSeq and is a predicted model, not a curated record.